This is a messenger RNA of Caenorhabditis sp. 36 PRJEB53466, 1705 nucleotides long. The record is from the annotation of a GenBank genome assembly. Lineage: Eukaryota; Metazoa; Nematoda; Chromadorea; Rhabditida; Rhabditidae.
AUGAAACAGUAUUGUUGUAUAGUUCUCAUCGGUUUAGUGGCAUUCUCGGAUGCAGCAAGUGUCCAUCGAGCGAAACGACAGUUUGGAGUUGGUACGUCUUCUUCUUGGCCUUUUCACAUCUUCGUCUUCUGUUUUAGUCCCUCUCUACUCUUCCUGUAACGAAUAUUUGACUUGUGCUGCUCCGGCGGUUUGUGCAUCUGGAACUUGCCAAUGUACCCAGGCUUAUCAGCCUGCCGGAACUCAAUGCGUUCCAACGGUGGCACCCGCCGCCGCGGUGAACGGUGUUUACCAAGUUCCAGCUGGAGGUGAGCCUAAUCUAUUCGAACAAUAACAACAAGAACACAAACACAGUGGCCCCGGCAACAUUCCGAACUGUUUACACUGAUGCGCUCACCGCUGUCCGUCCUGUUUACCAACCGCUGGUCUAUUACCCGCAAGUGGUAAGAACUCCGGUGCUCUGCGCUUUGCCGCCAUGUCAAGAAGGUGAGAGUUUCAGAUAAAUAGAUUUAUGGGAAUUCGUAUUGAUUGAUUUCAGCUCAAACUCCAGCUCCAGUUGCCCCCACAACUGCUGCACCAGCGCCACCAGUUGUCACAGAUCUUCCAACUCCAGGACCGGAAACAACCACUCCAAGAAGGUAUUUGGCAUGAUUCAGGUUGUGAGAACUUGUUAUGUAUUGCAUUUUCAAAAACUGUUGAACGUUGAACCCGCAUUGUAAACUGGUUGAGCAUGUUGAAUUGAUUGUACCGUAACUAGGUCAUCCUCUAACCGGAACUCCCAAUAACAGUAGUUCCCAUCGCAGACUCUUCGACAGCCCGUCCAUCGCCUAUCCAGGAAAUUAUUGUGAGCUCCCAAGCAUUGUUUGUGUUGGCGGAAGCUAUUGCUCCAAUGUGAGAGAAACAUAAUACAUUCAGGUGAAAUUAUUAUUUUUCCAGAACAUCUGCGUUUGCCGUCAAGGAGAGAUAAUUGAGAACCAGCAGUGUGUUCCAGUUUCCACAACCACUACAACUACCACCAGUACCACAACUCCUGCUCCAACAACCACCGAACUCCUAACCACUAUCACCACUACAACUGAACCGACAACAACAACUACUACCACGACUGAACCAACUACGACAACCCUAGCGACCACAACGACUACUACUACUACUCCGCCACCAACCACCACUUCCACGACCACCACAACCACGACGACUACAGAGGUACGAAAUCUAAUCGGUUUUUACUCUUUAUUCAUUUUUUUAGGCCCCAACCACCAUCACCACCACAGAGCUGCCGACUACUACCACCACCAUCACCACAGAGUUGCCGACUACUACCACCACGACCACAACGACCACUCCAGCCCCAACUACCAUCACCGAGAGCACCACCACGAGCACAACCACAACUCCGGCCCCAACGACCACUAUCACUGUUCCGACAACUGCCACUCCGAGCAGAGAUGAUCAAGGGUGCCAGCCGUACAAUUGCGCGUGCAACCCGAUGGGAUGCAACCAGGGACAAAUCGUGCGAAUCAACUUUGUGGUGAGUUUCCAAUAUCUCAAAUUUAUCCAAAUGGCUUUGAAUUGUGUUCAGAUCCCUGGUCAACAGUGCAACUCGAACUCUCAGUGCCUUGCUGGAUCGUACUGUAGCUCUGGAACUUGCCGGUGCGCGAACAGUUUCGAACAACGUGGAACCAUGUGUAUUAGACGGAGAAAGUAG